UUUGUGAAAAAUAAGCAUGGUUUCCUUCAAAUAUUGUGCAGUUGUACUAGUUUGGAUAGCAACUAAUAUUAUCUUAAACGCACCACCUAUUCUAUCAAAAUAUUUAUCAUACACAUCUAUUAUAUCAAAAUCUUCAUCAUCAAAAGAGGAGGCACAGGCUCUUCUCCGCACUGGUUGGUGGGGGAACACUAGUAUUCCAUCAGUUCACAAUUCCACAAGUCACUGUGAGUGGGAUGGAAUAUCUUGCAAUAAGUUUGGAAAUGUCAUUGGGAUAGACCUUUCUCCGUACUGCCAAUACCGUUAUUGGAACUUCGAGGGGGGAGAGCUGGAGAAAUUGAACAUGUCUUCCUUUCCAAACUUAGUAACUCUCGAUCUCAGCUACUGUCGGCUCAAUGGAAGCAUCCCCUAUGAAAUCGGAAGGUUGUCAAAACUCAAAUACCUUCGACUUUUUGGCAAUGAUCUUACAGGUACACUACCUCUUUCUCUUGCUAACCUCGCCCAAAUAGUUGAGCUCGACAUUUCUGGCAAUAGUAUCAGUGGCUCUAUCCCCUCAACAAUUGUAUCUUCCUUCCCAAACUUAGUAAGUCUCAAUCUCAGUCGUUGUGGGUUCAAUGGAGGCAUCCCAUAUGAAAUCGGAAGGUUGUCGAAACUCAAUUACCUUCAACUUUCUUACAAUGAGCUUACAGGUAUGCUGCCUCUUUCCAUGGCUAAUCUCACCGAACUACUCGAGCUUGACAUUUCUUACAAUGAGCUUACAGGUAUGAUGCCUCUUUCCAUGGUUAAUCUCACCCAACUACUCCAGCUUGACAUUUCUAACAAUUCUAUCAGCGGCUCUAUCCCCCCAGAAAUAAGGAAUCUUAAAAAUCUAGAGUACUUGGACCUAAGUUAUAACAAUUUCACCGGUCCCAUUUUUUCAUAUAUUGCUAAUCUCACCAGGCUACAAUUUAUAUACCUUAAUUCAAAUCAUUUUAACGGUUCCGUCCCACCUACCAUUGCUAAUUUGACUUAUCUUAUUCAUCUAAAUCUUGCUGGUAACAACUUCACCGGUGAAAUCCCUUCAUCAUUAAUGGAGGAGACAGAGGCUCUUCUCCGCACUGGUUGGUGGGGGAACACUAGUAUUCCAGUUGACAAUUCCACAAGUCACUGUGAGUGGGAUGGAAUAUCUUGCAAUAAGCUUGGAAAUGUCAUUGGGAUAUGCCUUUCUGGGUACUACCUGGGGGGAGAGCUAGAGAAAUUGAACAUGACUUCCUUUCCAAACUUAGUAAUUCUCAAUCUCAACUACUGUUGCCUCAAUGGAAGCAUCCCGCAUGAAAUCGGAAGGUUGUCAAAACUCAAAUACCUUCUACUUCCUCACAAUCGUCUUACAGGUACACUACCUCUUUCUCUUGCUAACCUCACCCAAAUAGUUGAGCUCGACAUUUCUGGCAAUAGAAUCAGUGGCUCUAUCCCCUCAACAAUUGUGUCUUCCUUCUCAAACUUAGCAAGUCUCAAUCUCAGUCUUUGUCGGUUCAAUGGAACCAUCCCAUAUGAAAUCGGAAGGUUGUCGAAACUCAAAUACCUUCAACUUUCUUACAAUGAGCUUACAGGGAUGCUGCCUCUUUCCAUGGCUAAUCUCACCCAACUACUCGAGCUUGACAUUUCUCACAAUUCUAUCAGCGGCUCUAUCCCCACAGAAAUUGGAAGGAUGUGGAAGCUUACCUCUCUCCAACUUUCUUUCAAUAAUCUUACAGGUAGGCUGCCUCCUUCCAUUGGUAAGAUCACCCAGCUAUCCAUCCUCAACACUUCUUCCAAUCAUAUCACCGGUGAGAUCCCUUCAUCUCUUGGUCACUGGCUUUACUCUCUAGACCUUUCCAAAAAUUUGUUAAAUGGAACCAUACCAACAGAGAUAGGGAAUUUGAAAAAUCUAGAUCAUUUGGAUCUCUCUCACAAUCAUCUCUCCGGCACUAUUCCCAUUUUUUUUAGCUAUAAUUGGCAGUCCAUUGACUUGUCAUACAAUGAUUUGGAGGGAGAAAUCCCACAAAGUUUUCAAUUUCGAAGCAACUCAUUCCAGGAAUUAAAAUUAAGGGGAAAUAAAUGUUUAUGUGGUUCAGUCGAAGGUUUCCCUCCUUGUAGAAAGAGAAACAGAUUCGUGCACUUGGGCACCAUUUUGCUUGUCAUCAUCAUUUCCCUUGCCUUCUUAAUCCUUGGAACUGUUUUCUUCUGCUGUAAAAAGGUUAGAAAAAAUACGAAAUUUGAAGAAAGAGCAAUCAAGAAGGAAAAUCUGUUCUCAGUGUGGAAUUAUGAUGGACGCAUUGUGUAUGAAGAUAUCAUUAAAGCAACAGAUAACUUCGACAUUAGACACUGCAUAGGGACCGGUGGUUAUGGCAGUGUUUACAAGGCACAACUGCCGAGUGGUGAAGUUAUUGCAUUGAAGAAACUUCAUAAACUAGAAGCCGAAGAACCAGCUUUCGAUAGGAGUUUUAGGAAUGAGGUGCAGAUGUUAACAGAAAUAAGGCAUCGAAACAUAGUCAAGCUUUACGGAUUCUGCUUGCAUGACCGUUGCAUGUUCCUAAUUUACGAGUACAUGGAAAGAGGCAACUUAUUCUGUGCCCUAAGAUAUGAUGACGAAGCAGUGGAAUUGAAUUGGACCAGGAGGGUGAACAUUAUUAAAGGCAUUGCACAUGCUUUGUCUUAUAUGCAUCAUGAUUGCAAUCCACCAAUUGUUCAUCGCGACAUAUCAAGCAGUAACAUCCUGUUGGACUCGGAAUCGGAGGCAUUUGUCUCUGAUUUUGGCACUGCUAGACGGCUCUAUCCGAAUUCAUCAAACCAAACCGUACCUGCAGGCACUUUUGGAUAUAUCGCCCCAGAACUUGCCUACACCAUGGAAGUGAAUGAAAUGUGCGAUGUUUAUAGUUUUGGGGUUGUGGCGCUAGAAACACUCAUGGGAAGGCAUCCGGGAGAACUUCUUCAAUCACUUGCAUCAGCAUCUACUCAAAAUAUAAUGCUAAAUGACAUGUUAGAUGCGCGCCUCCCAGCUCCAGAGCAUGGAAUGAUUGCACGGGAUGUUGUUCUGGCUGCUACCUUGACAUUUUCUUGUUUGCGUUCUGAACAAAAGUAUCGUCCAACAAUGUUACGCGUCUCCCAAGAGUUUCUUGCUUGCAAAUAUUCACAAACUAAACCUCUACAGAAAAUUUUACUAGGGCAGUUGAUGAAUCAAGAUAUAUGUUUGAUCAAAUAAUCCUAUAAUCUUUGUACUACUGACUACAAAAUAUAGAAUGAUAGGGUUCGUUUCUUGCUUGUUGGAUUUCAAAUCUUAGGCUAGUUAUUUGACUUCUUGCAUUUCUAUUACAAUUGUCUAUUAAAUCAAGAUUUUCAUCCGUUCAAUUAAUUCAUUAAA
Molecule: messenger RNA, 3376 nt
Organism: Cornus florida
Lineage: Eukaryota; Viridiplantae; Streptophyta; Magnoliopsida; Cornales; Cornaceae
Product: probable leucine-rich repeat receptor-like protein kinase At1g35710
Exons: 2
Coding region: 17-3217 (1066 amino acids)
Biological process (GO): protein phosphorylation
Molecular function (GO): protein kinase activity; protein binding; ATP binding
Source: RefSeq, a predicted model, not a curated record